GGAAGCCGAGGGGGCUGGGUCGGGGGGAGGCAGAGGGACCGGUGUCGGCCGCGGGUGCCGCUGCCGCCGCUGCUCCAGCCUGUUCCGUGUGGCCCACGCGGGCCCCGCUGCGGCCAUGAUGAUCCACGGCUUCCAGAGCAGCCACCAGGACUUCUCCUUCGGGCCCUGGAAGCUCACGGCGUCCAAGACCCACAUCAUGAAGUCAGCGGAUGUGGAGAAGUUAGCUGAUGAAUUGCAUAUGCCAUCUCUCCCUGAAAUGAUGUUUGGAGACAACGUUUUAAGAAUCCAGCAUGGCUCUGGCUUUGGGAUUGAGUUCAAUGCUACAGAUGCAUUAAGAUGUGUGAACAACUACCAAGGAAUGCUUAAAGUAGCCUGUGCUGAAGAGUGGCAGGAAAGCAGGACGGAGGGUGAGCACUCUAAGGAGGUUGUGAAACCGUAUGAUUGGACCUAUACAACAGAUUAUAAGGGGACGUUACUUGGAGAAUCACUUAAGCUAAAGGUUGUACCUACAACAGAUCACAUAGAUACAGAGAAAUUGAAAGCCAGAGAACAGAUUAAGUUUUUUGAAGAAGUUCUCCUGUUUGAGGAUGAACUUCAUGAUCAUGGAGUUUCAAGCCUGAGUGUGAAAAUUAGAGUAAUGCCUUCUAGCUUUUUUUUGCUGCUGCGGUUUUUCUUGAGAAUUGAUGGGGUGCUUAUUAGGAUGAAUGACACAAGACUUUACCAUGAGGCUGACAAGACCUACAUGUUACGAGAGUAUACCUCACGAGAGAGCAAAAUUGCUAAUUUAAUGCAUGUUUCACCUUCCCUCUUCACGGAACCUAAUGAAAUAUCACAGUAUUUGCCGAUAAAGGAGGCAGUUUGUGAGAAGCUAAUAUUUCCAGAAAGAAUUGAUCCUAACCCUGCAGACUCAAAAGAAUGUACACCUGUGGAAUAGAAUUUAUUACAGCAUAUACUGACCGUGGAAUCUGACUGGAGACCUUGGGGCUAUUUGGAGGGGGUAUUUUUAUUAUGAGAAUUAAUUGCCUUGUCUAUGUGCAGAUUUUCUGUAGCCUUAAAGGAAAAAUAAAUAAAUAAAAGAGUGUCGCAGGCAGUUUCCACUCAA
Eubalaena glacialis (North Atlantic right whale) is the source of this 1102-nucleotide messenger RNA. RefSeq names its product TOR signaling pathway regulator (gene TIPRL). The coding region runs from base 116 to 934 and encodes 272 amino acids. Lineage: Eukaryota; Metazoa; Chordata; Mammalia; Artiodactyla; Balaenidae. Gene Ontology annotation, biological process: TOR signaling. The transcript has 7 exons. Gene Ontology annotation, cellular component: cytosol. The record is from RefSeq and is a predicted model, not a curated record.